Messenger RNA from Ostrea edulis (European flat oyster), 505 nucleotides. RefSeq lists its product as uncharacterized. The transcript has 4 exons. Bases 41 to 469 code for a protein of 142 amino acids. Lineage: Eukaryota; Metazoa; Mollusca; Bivalvia; Ostreida; Ostreidae. The record is from RefSeq and is a predicted model, not a curated record.
UAGCAGCGGUACAUGCCUUCAGAAGAACUUUGAGAUUUCAAUGAAGAAAUUUGCCGUACUUCUUUUACUGUUGGUCACGUGGUACAUGCUGCAUGAUGCUUCCGGUGGUUGGAGAAGGCGAAGGCGAAUAAGACGAAUAAGUGUCGGGAGAGUAAUCUGUAGGUUGUCGUGUAAGUGGAUAUGUAAAAAGGCAUGUCCAAUCUGUGCACCAGUGUGCAGCCAUCCCUGCAAAAAGAUAUGUGGAAAAAAGAGGGACAUAACGCCCCACUCACCAUUGCCUUGUGAGUUCAGUUUGUGGGACAGUGACCGCAACAACUCCGUGGACUUUGGGGAGUUCUCUGCGCUCGUCAAAGCAAUUGCGCGAGGAAAAGAUAUCCGUCUUGCUUUCGAAUCGACAGAUAAUGAUGGAAACAGUGUUCUAUCAAGAGACGAGCUUGCUGGGGCUACUUUCAUGCGUGGUCAGUGCUGAAAUGAGAAAAGUCGAUGAAUAAAAUUUUCAGCAAUA